AUGAAUCUUCCAAGGGCUCGCUAUGCAUGGACUCACCUAAUGAUCCAGGAUUUCAAGUCAGCGGCUGAGUACAAUUCUCAGCAGUAUAGAACGCGAUGCUUCACUGAAUACAACCAGCUGAUAUUUGUGCUCUUGGUAGCUGAACAAAGCAAUGAGAUCCUGAUGAAAAAUCAUCAGUCCCGACCUACUGGAUCUGCACCAUUCUCAGAAGUGAAUGUUGCUUCCCUCGAAGUGAACACCACAUCCUCUGGUGGCGAUAAUCAUAAACGAGGACGUGGCCAUAAGCUAGGCUGGUGGAACAGGAAAGGCAAGAAUCAUGGUGGUCAGUUUCACAACCAGAUUCCAAGGUGUGGUGGCGAUGGGCACUGGACGCGUACCUAUCAUACCCCAAAACAUCUGAUGGAUCUAUAUCAAGCCUCACUCAAGGAGAAGAGUGUCAAGACUAAUUUCCUCGACCAGGCUAGACUAAUGGAUAUACCUGAUCCAAUGUUCGACUUAUCAGGACAGUUGAACACAACCCACCUAAAUGUCUCAGACUUCAUUGUGGAAAGGGGGAAUGAAGUGUAUCGGUCUGAUUGA
Molecule: messenger RNA, 579 nt
Organism: Pyrus x bretschneideri (Chinese white pear)
Lineage: Eukaryota; Viridiplantae; Streptophyta; Magnoliopsida; Rosales; Rosaceae
Exons: 3
Coding region: 1-579 (192 amino acids)
Source: RefSeq, a predicted model, not a curated record